CUCGGAGGUAGAGAGUCAGAGCUCGUCUGGCGGAUCUCAGCCUCUGAAUCAAACCCCCGGUGUCUUCUCUCAUCCGUCCCUGCUUCCCUCCUCACUUACCCGGGUUUGUUUCUCUCCGGAGCCCUGGAAGCUUCUAAUUCUUUAUUUUUCUGCCCUUCUUCUUCCUCUCGACUCCGGCCAACAGUUUGGUCUUUGGGAUUUGGUUUUUUAUUACUAUUCGGUGGUGAUUUCAACACUGUUCCUCUCUGCUGCUGCCGCUGCUGCUGCCGCUUUUACGCACCGACGCUUAUUUUGGAUUUGCUCGUCACUGGAGAAAAACACAUAAAUCAGCGAGGUGGAUCCGUGGAUGCGCCUUUUUGGCUCAAACUGGAGAUGGAAAUGCUGACAUUGUUGUUUCAUUCCCUGUGGAUAUUGCAAUGCAACACAGUGAGCGCCGACUCCAUCAUUCACAUUGGUGCGAUAUUUGAGGAGAACGCAGCGCGGGACGAUGAGGUGUUCCAGCUCGCCGUGUCUGACCUCAGUCUGAGCGAUGACAUCCUGCAGAGUGAGAAGAUCACGCACUCGAUUAAACUCAUCGAGCCUAACAACCCCUUCCAGGCGGUGCAGGAAGCCUGCGAGCUAAUGAACCAGGGCAUAUUGGCGUUGGUUACCUCGACGGGCUGCGCUUCAGCCAGCGCACUGCAGUCCCUGACGGAUGCCAUGCACAUCCCCCACCUGUACAUCCAGAGGAACAGCGAGGGAUCACCGCGGACUGCCUGCCAGUUCAACCCGAGCCCCGGCGGACAACGCUACACUCUGGCUGCCCGGCCGCCCGUCCGCCUCAACGACGUCAUGCUGACUCUGGUGGAGGAGCUGCGCUGGCAGAAGUUUAUCGUGUUCUACGACAUCGAGUAUGAUAUUCGCGGCCUGCAGGGUUUUCUGGACCAGACCUCCCGUCAGGGUGUGGACGUGGCCUUGCAGAGAGUGGACAGGAACAUCAGUAAAGUCUUCACCAACCUCUUCACCACCAUGAGGACCGAGGAGCUCAAUCGGUACAGAGACACACUACGCAGAGCCAUCCUGCUGCUCAGCCCCCACGGAGCACACACAUUCAUCCAGCAGGCGGUAGAAACAAAUCUGGCCUCCAAAGACAGUCACUGGGUGUUUGUGAAUGAGGAAAUCAGCGACACAGAGAUCCUGGAGCUUACCCACAGUGCACUGGGGCGCAUGACGGUGAUCCGGCAGAUCUUCCCCAUGUGGAGGGACAGCAGCACCCGCUGUAUGAGACACAACCACCGGAUCUCCUCUCUGCUGUGUGACCCGCAGGAAGGAUACCUGCAGAACCUGGAGGUGUCUAACCUCUACCUGUAUGACAGUGUGCUGAUGCUGGCCAACGCCUUCUACAGGAAGCUGGAGGACAGAAAGUGGCACAGUAUGGCCAGCCUCAACUGCAUCAGGAAGUCCACCAAGCCAUGGAACGGAGGCUGGUCCAUGCUAGAGACGAUCCAGAAGGGCAACAUCACAGGCCUGACAGGUACGAUGGAUUUUAAGGACAGCGGCUCCAACUCUCACGUCCAGUUUGAGAUCCUCGGCUCCAGCUUCAGCGAGACCUUUGGCAAGGACAUCAAGAGGCUCGCUACGUGGGACUCAGUUCACGGACUGAACGGCAGUCUGAAGGAGAGUCGAAUAGAGAACGGCAUGCAGGGAGUGACGGUCAAAGUGGUCACUUUACUGGAGGAUCCUUUCGUCAUGGUGGCAGAGAACAUCCUCGGGCAGCCGAAGAGAUAUAAAGGCUUCUCCAUCGACGUCCUGGACGCCCUCGCCAAAAUCCUGGGCUUCAAAUAUGAGAUCUACCAGGUGGCAGACAGUAAAUAUGGAUCUCAGCUUCCUAACAGUUCGUGGAACGGCAUGAUUGGUGAUCUCAUCAACAAGAGAGCCGACCUGGCGGUGUCAGCCAUCACCAUCACACCAGAGAGGGAGAACGUGGUGGACUUCAGCAAGCGUUACCUGGACUACAGCGUCGGCAUCCUGCUGCGAAAACCUGAAGAAAAGGUCAACAUCUUCUCUCUGUUUGCGCCUUUCGACCUCGCCGUCUGGGCCUGUAUCGCAGCGGCGAUCCCUGUGGUGGGAGUGCUGAUCUUCCUGCUCAACCGGCUGCAGGCGCUGCGCUCCUCCCCUACCCAGAAUGCCCCGCCAGGCCAGCCCUCCAAUGGCAUGGGGUCGGGCACUCUGCACAGCGCCAUCUGGAUUGUUUACGGAGCGUUCGUACAUCAAGGUGGGGAUGGUGUGGUCGGCUCGGUGGCUCUGAGGAUCGUCAUGGGCAGCUGGUGGCUCUUCACGCUCAUCGUGUGUUCGUCGUACACUGCCAACCUGGCAGCAUACCUCACUGUGUCACGCAUGGACCACGCUAUACGGUCGUUCCAGGACUUGGCGCGGCAGAUUGACGUGGACUACGGCACGGUGAGGGACUCGGCGGUGUACGACUACUUCAGGAACAAAGGCACCAACCCUCUGGAGCAGGACAGCACCUACGCAGAGCUGUGGAGGACGAUCAGCAAGAACAACGGCAUGGACUACUCCGUGUCCAGCCCGUCUGAGGGCAUACGCAAGGCGAAGAAGAGUCCCUACGCCUUUCUGUGGGACAUGGCGGUGCUGGAGUACGCGGCCCUGACGGAUGACGACUGCACCAUCACUGUGUCAGGAAACAGCAUGAGCAGCAAAGGCUACGGCAUCGCCAUGCAGCACGGCAGCCCCUACAGAGACCUCUUCUCACAGAAGAUCUUGGAGCUGCAGGAGAAAGGCGACCUGGACAUCAUGAAGCAGAAGUGGUGGCCUCGCACCGGCCGCUGCGACCUCAACAGCCACGCUAGCGCCCACCCGGACGGCCGCUCCCUCAAGCUGCACAGCUUCGCCGGCGUCUUCUGCAUCCUGGCCGCCGGCCUGCUGCUGGCCUGCCUGGUGGCCGGGCUGGAGGCUUGGUGGAACAGCAACCGCUGCCGCCAGGAGCAGCCCAAAGAGGUUACUAAGGAUUACAGACUGGCAAGGGUUUCUGGUCCAUUGACAUAUAAUGACAUUACAACUGCUUCAUCGGAGGGGAGGAGGGACAUUUGGACAGACAGAGAGAGAGGCUGGGAUGAAGCAGAAGCUAUUGAUACAGGACAAGGAGGUGAAUCUGGAACAGGUGCAUCGUCGUAUGAACAGUCUUUUGGACGAGGACUUGGCCCACAAGCAGAUCCCCGGCCCCUCUAUCGAGAUCUCUGCGCUGGACAUCGGCAGCAUGCAGCCCAGCCAGGCCUCUCUGCUGCCGGGGCCGGAGUCCGUGCGGGACUACCCGCCCUCGGGCCUCGCUGUGACCACCUUCCUCCCCGGGGAGGGGGCCCCGCCUCCUCCCCACCCUCACCAUGGGGGGACCCUAGGCAGGACGCUACCCCUGUCCCAGGGCCCUGGCAGCAACACAUUGCCCCUGCACCACCCGCUCAGCAGCACCAGCCUCAGCGGCACCAUGCAGUGCAAACACAGGGCUCCCAACGGGGGGCUCUUCCGGCAGAGCCCUGGCAAGACACCCAUGCCAAUGUCCUACCAGGCAGUCUCCGCAGGACCCAUACCCGAAGCCAUUGAGGCCACCCACAGUACAUCCAUAUAGUCAUAGGAGGGGGGAUGGGGGGUGGGACAGGACGGGGUCAAACUGCAUCAACGAUAAGUCCCUCUCUGGACUUUGGUCUGGGUUUUGAUGCGAGGCGCGUUGGGGAUAUCUAAAGGAAAUCUAUUACAGAAGGGAAAAAAAACAUGUACAAAGUAAAAAGAUUUUGUAUCUCACUACCUGUUCAGAAAAGCCGAUGUUACAAAAAAAUACGGAGAGUCGGGCGGGUCGGCGGGUGUAAUUUUUCUCUUAUACAUAUCUGUAAAUACCAAGAGAACGAAGUGAGGUUAAAGUGUAUUUUGAAUAUUCUCAAUUUUUGAAGUUGAGUUAUAAAAAACAAACAAAACGAGAUAAAAAAAUAUAUAUAUACAUUGAUGAAAAAGUUAUGACUGUUUGAAUGGCUUUGUAAAUUUUGUUCAAUAUGAAACAAUGACGCGAAAUUCAUUGUGAUUGUUUUCUAAGUGCCGAAAUUAAACGAUGUCUCUCCACAACUCAUCGAUGUAAACGACUACCCAUGAUGCACCGCUGUAGGGACAUUUUAGUGUUGGACACCUACUGUUAUGCACCGCUGUACCAACCCUAUAUAUAUCUUCAGCAUUGGACAAAAAUGAUCACAAUUUUUUUUCCCCAUUUGUAUUAAAUAUAUAUAAUAUACAUUGUUUUUUAAAUCAAAAGUCUAAAUUCAUUUUCUUGCUUUGACUGUAAAUGGUGUAUCAUUCAACAAUGGGGGGGAAAACAAGUGGAUUUUUAUCUGGUUCAUAUUAGUGGUUUGUUUUUAUAGUAACUCUUUAUUUGGCAUUAGUACUGUCCAGGUGAGGAGUUUUAGUUCGUAAAGGGAGGAAAGACGGAAGAAGAGACUGCUAAGCUGCGAUCACACCUACUGUUGGGGUUUUUGGUCCAAAGCAUUUGGGAAAUGUUGACUUUUUUUUUUUUUUUAACUUUAGCUGUUGGGUUCCAAUACUGAAAAUGAAAAGGUUGGGAAUAUUAAAUGUUGUAGAUGUACUUGUCCCAGGUGUCAGUUUACAUGCGUUAUUAUUUAAGUCAAAUACAUCUUUGUACCAUAAGAAUCAAUACUUAUGGUGUUUCAGAUUCAAACAGACAGUUUGGCUGUUUCGUUUCACAUACCCUCCCUCCCAAGCUCUCAAACCAGGGCUGCAUUCAAUGUGACAAAUAUCUGUUGGCUCCAAUGUGGUGGGUUUGACAAGUGUUAAGACCAACACACCCAUAGAGCAGGAGGGUUUGCUAUCAUGAUGCGGUUCUGAAUCAAGAGACAAUCCAAAUUUAAAAGAGUGACGUGGCUCCAGAGAUGGCAAUGUAGGUCUGUCAGUCGGUGCACCACUUUGGUUGAAGCUGAAACAACUGUUAGACGGAUUGCCAUGAAACUGGGUACAAACGUUCAUGAUUCCCAGACGAUGUGUCCCACUCACUUUGACUGAGUUUUCCUCUAACACCACUAGCAGAUUGACAUUCUCGUUUACCAAGCACGACUGCUGAAGAUUUCCAUCCAUCUUGCAAUUUGCUUUUCGUUACAAUGAGCAUUCCAGCGUCACAGAGCCAACAGCGUGGCUUUGAUUCCUGAACACUGGAACCAAAAUGCAUUGACUUUUGUGGUUACACUUUUUAUUUCGAUUUGUCUUGCAAAGAUAUUUACAGUCUGAGAUAGAGAUGAGUAUCAUUAGUAUUGUAUCGAUACAGAUAUAUAUAUAUAUAUACCAGCACUGCUUAUUGUUCAAUACUUAUCUAUAAUUUUAAUGGUAGUAGGAAAAACUUUGGGAAAAUUGUUCAUUUACUAGUACAGUGAACAAAUUAAUGACUGCCCAGAGUUUUGGUAUUACGGUUCUGACCAAUGAGAAACUGCUACCAAUUUAAGACCAGUGCUCAGUACGCAUCUCUACGCUAAACCUGCCUCCUUAGCUGCAUGAAAAAAAUAGCUGAAUAUGAGCAUCAGUCCACAAUUCUUUUUGUCUUUCCAAGCUUCUGUUUCCUGGAGAGGGCUUUCAUAUUAGGAUGUGAUAGAAUGAGCCCGGACUGUUGCCUGAGUGAAGGGCUCGCCUCAACGAAGGAUCGAAACAUGGUGCACCACAAAAAAAGUUGGGACUUUUGCAUUUUGCAUGUGUGGUAAAAACCAAAAGUUUUUGGUGGACAUCAAGCUACUGGUCCCAACAACACAAACGUCCACAACAAAGCCCAUUCUUCUGUUGUUUUGCUGCACAGCAAAUCUCAAUCCCAUUCCCAGCAAUUGGUUGCCAUUACGUUCUUACUCUUAGUGACCAACACACUUGUGUUUUAAGGCAUGUUGGUGCUUUAAUUUUGGGCCAAAUGAAGGAAGAAAAUCAGCAGAGUUCCUACAAACUCGUAUAGUAGGUGGUGUGAACGCAGCCCAACAGUCUCUGACCUUUUUGUUUGUUAUAUUUAACCUGAAGAAAAGAGUCUUGUAGAAAGAACUAUCAGCUAUAUAGAUGUCUUUACUUUUUUAUACUAGAGAAUUUAAUGUCAAACACUUGUAUACAGGUUUUUCUCCUGCAAAGCAGUGCAGUUAUUUUAAUCACAAAGAGUGAGAGAGUGACAGAGAGAGGCCUCAUAUUCCCACAAGUCAUUCCUAAUGAGAUCCAUUAUCACCUGCAGGGAUGACAGAGGGCGUCAUUAUCCAAAGUGCAAUCAGAGGCUCGUGACGGUGGAGAUUCUGCAGGUGCCAUACCUCAACUGCUUGUAAUAUGGAGGGAAUCUGAUUAUGUUUGCUAAAAGGAAUACUGUAUGAUGAACCUUUAUGGAAAACUAUUUUCAACGGGAAAUAUAAAACCACACACUUCACCCCUCCUUUUUGCUUUCAUAAGUGCAAUUAAUGUGCAUUUAUGGGCCUAAUGAGUUCUGACUUCAUUUUCAUUUGCUGUUUGGAAACAUGUUGAUCACACACAGUAGAGGUUUCAGUAUACAAGCAGCAGCUUUAACAGCCAGACUCCAGACAGAAGCAGACCAGCUUGCCUUUCAAGGGUUUCCAUUCCAAAAAGUUUCAUAUUUUUAUGUCAGCAGAGGAAAUCGAGGGAACCGUAUUAACUUGUCAGAAUGAAGGGCUUCAUUCCUAAAAUUCACUUUGUAGACGGGACACCAAGUCUUCUACUACUGAUGGGACACUGAAGAUCAGUUAGAAGGUACAUUUAUUGCUGAAAUCUUUUAAUUGAACAGCAAGUGUUGAUUAAAAAACUUAACUGCCAAUGAAAACUGACAAAUUACAUUGUCUAUAUUGGACAAUUCUGCCAAACCUGGAUUACCUUCAGUGAUGUUUCUUUAUGUCUAAUGCCAACAAUUUGUUUUUUAAUUGUUGCUUUCUACCAUAUCUGCACAUGGCAAUUUCGAUGUGAUUAACGUCAGGUAAAGAGUGCAGUUAUGGCAGAUAAACUAUAGUUAGGGUCAGCCCUCCAUGCAUUAAUUACUACAUUACAUAGUAUUUCCUACACGCUACACACCCAUUAACCAGCCCGACCUCCACACUUACUUUCCACCUCAAUAUACAAAGGUUACAUUACUCCCUGCAUUAGCACUAAGUGUUGGCAUUGGACAUAAAUCAUUAGUGGUGAAUUGUCCAGUAUGGACUUCAUUCUUAGGGCUACUGUGACAAAACCUCUUGGAGAAGGUUUAAUGUGUGGAUACAGAUGUUUAACAUGUAAUCUUUUCUUGACUGUCCCAGUAACUCAUCAUGUAAGUUUCUCUGUUCAGAAAACCAUGAAUAUAUUCAAUCUCUGCCAAAAGGAGGUAAAAAGUGUGAAUACAGAUUCUCCAAUUACAUUUAAUAAAUUCUACCAUGUGUUUCAUUCUGUCUGGAAAAUGGACAAGCCUCAGACUUCGGUUCAGUGUUAUCUGAUCAUGGGCCGCAGGGUUUCUACUGUCUGUGGAUCAUCGACUCUGACGCAGCUCUCAUCUGAACAGACUCUACAUGGGUGUUUUCUAACUGUGUCAGUAGUUGCUCUUGUGAACCGACUUGCUUUUCACGCUGUGCUCCACAACACGACGGACAGACUGAGAGUGAGAAACCUGAGGUUAUGAUUGGUCAGCAGACAGGAAGUCUGUGUGCUGGGGCGGCUCCAUGUGUCACCCCUUUAUGUUUAAACUCCAGCGCCCCGUCAGAAGAUGAAAACAUGAACUGUCAUAGCAUAUAGUCUGUCACAGUACAUCUAAGGGAGACCCUUAUUUUAUUUAUGAAUAUGCUGCUUGGAGUUUCUUAAUCUUUAAUAAAGAAAUAUGGUUUACAAA
Molecule: messenger RNA, 7867 nt
Organism: Siniperca chuatsi (mandarin fish)
Lineage: Eukaryota; Metazoa; Chordata; Actinopteri; Centrarchiformes; Sinipercidae
Gene: grid1b
Product: glutamate receptor, ionotropic, delta 1b
Exons: 18
Coding region: 373-3597 (1074 amino acids)
Biological process (GO): modulation of chemical synaptic transmission; monoatomic ion transport; synaptic transmission, glutamatergic
Cellular component (GO): postsynaptic membrane; plasma membrane
Molecular function (GO): transmitter-gated monoatomic ion channel activity involved in regulation of postsynaptic membrane potential; glutamate-gated receptor activity
Source: RefSeq, a predicted model, not a curated record